AUGAAGUACAAGUCUCCACAGGUAGAGGAGUACCCGGAUACACCCGAUGCUCCCAAGCGAAAGCUCGACCAGAGAGAUUCCGAGACAGCAACCGGUGAAGGAAGCCUCGAGGCAGAAAACGAACAACCGCCUAGCAAAGCGUCCAAGUCUAGCGGAAAGGCUGCUGCUGAGGAAGAUGAUGUGAUCCAGGAGAAUGAUGAGGAGUUCGAGGACGAGGAGCUCGAGGAUGAUAUUGAGGAAGAAGAGGGUGAUGAAGGAUUGCCCGAGGACGAGGACGCAGAAGGAGAAGAGGAUUACGAAGGAGAAGAAAAAGAAGAAGAUGCAUCAAGCAAGCCGAAACUGGAAAAGGUGGUUGAUGAGUUUGGCCGAACUCCUCUCCACGGUACAGCAAUCGCCGAGGGACAUCUGGAAAGUUCUCCAGAGACACUCCUUGCCAUGGCCAUUGAUGCGAUGUUGAAGUCGCGGCCCAUUUCGCAUGAUCUGUCUGAGCGUGCGGUCAAGAAGGUCAUCGAGGUUGGGUACCAUGAUAUACAGAAACUGGGGGAGAGUAGUUGGGAGGAGAGAACGAUGGUUCUCAAGGAUGGGGGAUAUAAUCGGUAUAGGGAGCAGGGGGCGACGAAUCUUGGUGAUUUGGCGGAGUUGAUCACUGAAAAAUACGACGGUGAUCUAAACAAUCUGUUGAAGAAAGCCCAUAAUGACCGAGAUGAGACGAGACAAUUGAUCAAGGAGAUCAAAGGACUGGGCGAUCUGGGAGCCGAUCUCUUUUUCAACAAUGUUCAGAGUGUUUGGCCGUCAAUGGCACCGUUUAUGGAUGGACGCAGCUUGCAAACGGCUGAUAAGGCCGGGAUUAGCACGGACCUGGAUGCUAUCUACGCCGACCUGGGACAUGACUCGACCAGGAUGAGCCGACUAGCCAAUGGAUUUCGGAUCGUUAACAUCGCCGUUGGCGUGCUCAUGGUGCUGGGAGGUAUUGCGCAAUUCUUCCCUGCGUCUAUGAGCACCAUCAUUGUCGGUGUCUAUGUGAUUAUCUUUGGUACCAUCGUCGGUGGAUUGGAAUUUCUGCCCAACGUCCCGGAUUACGUUUACCGCUAUGCGUCAUUCCUUUUCUCCUUCCUGGGACGCGGUGCUUUCUACAUUUUCGUCGGAUCGAUCAUGCUGCACGACCACUGGUUCCGAUACAUUGCGGGCUCCAUCAUCGGCUUCAUUGGCCUGGGUUACCUGGCCCUGGAGUUCAUUCCUUCCAUCGAGCCCCCGUCCAACAUGCGUGAGGCCGACCAGAGUUGGGGCGCCGAGCAGGUCUAA
Molecule: messenger RNA, 1302 nt
Organism: Aspergillus sclerotioniger CBS 115572
Lineage: Eukaryota; Fungi; Ascomycota; Eurotiomycetes; Eurotiales; Aspergillaceae
Product: TVP15 family protein
Exons: 6
Coding region: 1-1302 (433 amino acids)
Biological process (GO): vesicle-mediated transport; DNA repair
Cellular component (GO): Golgi membrane
Molecular function (GO): catalytic activity
Source: RefSeq, a predicted model, not a curated record